This is a messenger RNA of Aspergillus homomorphus CBS 101889, 739 nucleotides long. Its product is annotated as transcriptional coactivator p15/PC4 family protein. The record is from RefSeq and is a predicted model, not a curated record. NCBI's taxonomy places the organism in Eukaryota, Fungi, Ascomycota, Eurotiomycetes, Eurotiales, Aspergillaceae. Gene Ontology annotation, molecular function: DNA binding; transcription coactivator activity. Gene Ontology annotation, biological process: positive regulation of transcription initiation by RNA polymerase II. The transcript has 3 exons. Bases 166 to 663 code for a protein of 165 amino acids.
ACUAGACACUAUUUACUUCCUUCCUACUGUCCAACUUAAAUCUUUCUCACAUGGAAAUGUGAAGUUUUGGUUAGUACCGAAGUCAAGAUUCACAACUUCGCUAUCUCCUGGCUUCAUCAUUUCUGUAUAUUGCAACCUCUACCAGGGCAUCCGGAAUAUGUGAACAUGACAUCCAAGGUGAAGAAGCACACACUCGAUCACGACAGUGAUCCUAGGUCCAGCGAGCACCGUCAGCUGAAGAGAGCGAAGCCGGACAAAUUAUCAGAUUCCCGAGAUCCGCAAUUAAAGGCAUUGCCAAAUGUGGAUGCGAAUGGCGACCGUUACUGGGAGCUGUCGAAGUCGCGUCGUGUGACAAUUUCAAACUUCCGAGGGAAAGUAAUGGUCAAUAUCAGGGAGUAUUAUGAGAAAGAUGGCCAUAACCUUCCCGGCAGAAAGGGGAUUUCUCUUCCUAUCGAUCAGUACUCGGCACUUGUGACUCUGUUACCCGAAAUCGAGCUUGCAAUGAGAAACCACGGUCAAUCAGUUCCCCGGCCGUCGUAUGACGCCAAGGAUUUGCAACAGUCAACAGGUGGAAAUGAAACGGAGGAGGCAAAUGCCUCGGUUCAUGAAAUUGCGCGCAAGAACAUUGAGGCUACAAGCGACGAGGGGAGUGGGGAAGAUUAGUCUUAUAACCGCUUUCCAAGGGCAGAGAGACUAACUCUACGCCUAAGUGGUGCCUCUUACACCUUGAACUAGCGGC